Molecule: messenger RNA, 2279 nt
Organism: Zerene cesonia (dogface butterfly)
Lineage: Eukaryota; Metazoa; Arthropoda; Insecta; Lepidoptera; Pieridae
Product: nucleolin-like
Exons: 8
Coding region: 170-1846 (558 amino acids)
Source: RefSeq, a predicted model, not a curated record
GUGUGACGUAACUCUAUAAAAGAGAGUGCGGUGAAGACGCCGCCGCUAUAACGUUUCCGUUCGCCAGGCUCGGACAUAGCGUCCCGAUCACCGAUACAGAAGGACGCGGGCGGAACACCUUCCGCAAGAGCCCAUUAGGACUCAACAGUGAAAAGUCAAAAGAUACGAGAUGAGGUCAUUAUUGUUUUUAGCGGCGCUAUGCUGCUUAGUGUUUUUGGCAAGCAGUAGCCCCAUCACCAGGUCUGCUGAAGGCGAGGAGAAGGAGGUUGGAAGACAAUCGGCCCCAGCCGCGGCUCCAGCAGCUUCCAGUGACGACGACGAUGAUGAUGACGACGACGACGAUGAUGAUGGUAUCGGUGACAUCACAGGCGACGACGAUGAUGACGACGACGACGACGAUGAUGAUGAUGAAGACGAGGAAGCAGAUGAUGACGAAGAUGAUGAUUAUCUAGAAAGAUUCUUCGAUGAUAUCUUGGGAGGUGGAGAAGAUGACGAUGACGAUGAUGAGCCCGCAGCCGCACAGCCAGUCGUAGCCGCGGUUGACACUGUAGCCGCUGCUCCUGCUCCCGCUGCUGCUGCAUCUACUUCAGUCGAAGAAGUCGCUGCCGCUUCAGAAGAAGCCGAAGCAUCUGAAGGCGAACCCGCCGUGGAAGGAGAUGAAUCUGAGGCUCAAAAAGAACCCGCAAGUGCUGAAGUAGAAACCCCUGUUGCUAGUUCAGAAGCCGCUGUUGCCAGCGAUGCCGAUGAUGAUGAUGAUGACGAGGAAGAUAUCACUGACGCAUUAGAACCUGAAGAUGAUGAGGAUGAUGAUGAAGAAGAGGAAGACGAUGACGAUGAUGAAGAUGACGACAUUUCUGAUGCUCUCGGCAGGAAUAUCUCUUCCAAGCAUUCACGAGCGUUAUCAGAUGAGCCGCCUAAGAAGCCAGCACCAGUGCCUGCAGUGUACAUAGUGAAAUACAAUAAAUUUGUUGAUAGUAUUCUUGAAAAGAUGAAUGAUAUUUUGCGACGCUCUUAUGAUCCUGUAAGUGUGAAAUUGCAACCAAUUGAUGCAAGCAAGAAGGGCUCGAAACCCAAAAAGAAUAAAAAUAAAACAAACAAAACAAAAACUCAAAACAAGAAAAAGAACACGGCGCGUGGUGGAGUUACUGAAAAGAAAUCAGAAAAUGAAAUACCUGAAAAAGUAGAACAAACGAAUAAAAUAGAAGAACCAAUAAAUGACCAGAAACCUAAUACAGUGAGUGAAAAUAUUAUGUCAACAGAAACUAGAGCGCUUAAAGAGAAAUCUGGAAAUGAAAGUGGAAAAGCAAAGUCGACCACAGCCAAACCUAAACCUAAGAAAACAACCAAGCCUAAACCUAAACCACCAGCAAAAGCACCGGUGAAGAACACGAAAAAGCCAUCGUCAAAUAAGGUUAAGACUAGUGAAAAGAGUAAGCCCAGAGCCAAGGGAACCCUAUAUGGGCUCUCAUCUUUAAGAAGAUCCGGUGAUGUCGCAGUCAGUAUUAUGACUGACCAUACUACGAUAAAAAGUAAUUUCGCGGUAGGCCCUCUGAUACUUCGGGUAGAAAAGGAAGUUGGACGUGGCGCAAAGAAAGAGCUCAAAUCAGCUACAGCUACAACUGCUGAGAUGAACGGCAAACUAACUCUGCGCGUCAACAGUCAAGGCAUUGCUACAUUACAUUCUAUUAAAGUCUUGCAGCCGAAGCAGGUGCGAGUUGAUAGCAAUCAUGAGCGGACUCGUGAACUUGUUUGGCAACGAAGUGCACGAAUUGCACACGUUGUGUCUGAGAAACUGAGAUCCGCUUCUAAGCCAAUGUUCCUACACCAAACGGUCGUUAGGCAAUAAGGGGCAAACUGUUUUCUAUAUUAUCUUUACUUUAUUUAACUGCAUAAUUGAUUCGACGCAGUCUUUUUAUCGUGUUAUUCAGAGGUAGGUUGUACUCUAUGAACUUAUAAUGAGAUUUUAGGUACAGUGCUGGAACAGUAAAAUUUGUUUUGAAGUUAACAAAACUUCGAAAAUUGAUUGUGUCGAAUCGAUAGAAAAAGUAGCAAUAAUAUUAUCAUUCAUUCAUCUAGCAUUUUAAAAUAUCAUCAACAUUUAUAUUGUGUUUUAUAACAUUAUCAUUUUCUUCCAUUUAAAAUUCUCGUGAAAUCGUAUAGAUCACUGUAGUUAUUCUUUUAGUUUAAAUAUUGUGUUAGUUUAUUAUAAUAAGUUUAAGUAGCUGUAGCGUUUUUGAUACUCAUUUUAGAUAGAAUAUAGUCAGACAAUGCAUUUACAU